Monosiga brevicollis MX1 is the source of this 501-nucleotide messenger RNA. RefSeq lists its product as uncharacterized. Lineage: Eukaryota; Choanoflagellata; Craspedida; Salpingoecidae. The record is from RefSeq and is a predicted model, not a curated record. Bases 1 to 501 code for a protein of 166 amino acids. The transcript is spliced from 3 exons.
AUGCACAAUUACACAAUAUCUGUCCCCCCAUCUCUCUUUGGUACGUCUCUCUGUCUCUCUCUGUCUCUCUUCUCUCUGUCUCUCUUCUCUCUGUCUCUCUUCUCUCUGUCUCUCUUCUCUCUGUCUCUCUUCUCUCUGUCUCUCUUCUCUCUGUCUCUCUUCUCUCUGUCUCUCUUCUCUCUGUCUCUCUUCUCUCUGUCUCUCUUCUCUCUUCUCUUUGUCUCUCUGUCUCUCUUCUUCUCUGUCUCUCUUCUCUUCUUCUCUGUCUCUCUUCUCUCUGUCUCUCUUCUUCUCUGUCUCUCUUCUCUUCUUCUCUGUCUCUCUUCUCUUCUUCUCUGUCUCUCUUCUCUCUGUCUCUCUUCUCUCUGUCUCUCUUCUUCUCUGUCUCUCUUCUCUCGCAGUGUCCCUUCAUCGCCGGGUUGGGGUCAGUGUUCGUGUCUGAGUGAGGUCAGGACUGGUUUCCAAAGAGUCGACUUCAGUCAGGCUCGGGCUGCCGUUUGA